Bufo bufo (common toad) is the source of this 1761-nucleotide messenger RNA. RefSeq lists its product as uncharacterized. The transcript is spliced from 6 exons. Gene Ontology annotation, cellular component: nucleosome. Gene Ontology annotation, molecular function: DNA binding; protein heterodimerization activity; structural constituent of chromatin. The coding region runs from base 1 to 1761 and encodes 586 amino acids. Gene Ontology annotation, biological process: nucleosome assembly. The record is from RefSeq and is a predicted model, not a curated record. Lineage: Eukaryota; Metazoa; Chordata; Amphibia; Anura; Bufonidae.
AUGUCUGGUCGCGGUAAAGGAGGGAAAGGGCUCGGGAAAGGCGGCGCCAAGCGGCACAGGAAGGUGCUCCGUGAUAACAUCCAGGGCAUCACCAAGCCUGCCAUCCGCCGCCUAGCUCGCAGGGGAGGCGUCAAGCGCAUCUCCGGCCUCAUCUAUGAGGAGACUCGCGGGGUGCUGAAAGUCUUCCUGGAGAACGUCAUCCGGGACGCCGUCACCUACACCGAGCACGCCAAGAGGAAGACCGUCACCGCCAUGGACGUGGUCUACGCGCUCAAGCGCCUGACAGGGAGGAAAACCGCAGCCACUGAGAACAACGGGGAGACCCGGGAGCAGCUCCGCUGGAGACAGGGUGGGGGCUCUGAGAAGAGCCUUUGGGUCCGGAGAGCGGGGGGCGGCGCUCACUUGGCGCUGGUGUACUUGGUGACGGCCUUGGUGCCCUCGGAGACGGCGUGCUUGGCCAGCUCUCCGGGCAGCAGCAGGCGCACGGCGGUCUGGAUCUCCCGGGAGUCCGGUCAGAAUCCAGCGGCCGUGGAGGAGCAGUCCAUUCCACACAGGGGACGAACCCUCUACAGCAGCAAUGUCUGCCCGUACUCGCAGCAGGUCAGGAGCGAAGAGCCUUUGGUUCCGGGGGGCACAGCAGCAGCAGCAGAGCCGGGCUCACUUGCUCUUGGCCGACUUGGUGCUCUCGGUCUUCUUGGGCAGCAGCACGGCCUGGAUGUUGGGCAGGACGCCUCCCUGGGCGAUGGUGACGCCGCCCAGCAGCUUGUUGAGCUCCUCGUCGUUGCGCACGGCCAGCUGCAGGUGGCGGGGGAUGAUGCGGGUCUUCUUGUUGUCGCGGGCGGCAUUGCCGGCCAGCUCCAGGAUCUCGGCGGUGAGAUACUCGAGCACAGCGGCCAAGUAGACGGGAGCGCCGGCGCCCACCCUCUGGGCGUAGUUGCCCUUGCGGAGGAGCCUGUGCACUCGGCCGACCGGGAACUGGAGCCCUGCCCGGGAGGAGCGGGUCUUGGCCUUAGCCCGGACUUUGCCUCCUUGUUUGCCGCGUCCAGACAUCGUUCUCUACAGCACAGAACAGUGAGGAAGACUCUGAUGUAUCUCUGCAGAGCCAUGGCCAGAACCAAGCAGACAGCCCGUAAGUCCACCGGCGGGAAAGCUCCCCGCAAGCAGCUGGCCACUAAGGCCGCCAGGAAGAGCGCCCCCGCCACUGGCGGAGUCAAGAAGCCUCACCGCUACCGGCCCGGGACCGUCGCUCUCCGGGAAAUCCGGCGCUACCAGAAGUCCACCGAGCUGCUCAUCCGGAAGCUGCCCUUCCAGCGCCUGGUGAGAGAGAUCGCCCAGGACUUCAAGACCGACCUUCGCUUCCAGAGCUCGGCCGUCAUGGCCCUGCAGGAGGCCAGCGAGGCUUACCUGGUCGGGCUCUUCGAGGACACCAACCUCUGCGCCAUCCACAAGAUGUCUGGUCGCGGUAAAGGAGGGAAAGGGCUCGGGAAAGGCGGCGCCAAGCGGCACAGGAAGGUGCUCCGUGAUAACAUCCAGGGCAUCACCAAGCCUGCCAUCCGCCGCCUAGCUCGCAGGGGAGGCGUCAAGCGCAUCUCCGGCCUCAUCUAUGAGGAGACUCGCGGGGUGCUGAAAGUCUUCCUGGAGAACGUCAUCCGGGACGCCGUCACCUACACCGAGCACGCCAAGAGGAAGACCGUCACCGCCAUGGACGUGGUCUACGCGCUCAAGCGCCAGGGCCGCACUCUCUACGGCUUCGGGGGUUAA